UUCUCGAGAACAACCGUGGCGAGUUAAUAAAUUGCAAAUAAUAUUUUAUUUCGCAAUAUAACGUGUGCUCGGCUUAUCAAAAGUAUAUAAAAUCUAAAAUUUCGAUUUUCGUUUUUAGCAACAAGGUACGUUUUUUUUUUAUGUCAGACUCUUCAAUAACACCUUCGAGGAUCAAUUAAAUCAGACAGAUGUAAUCGCGUUUCGUCGUGAAUCACUGUUCCAGACCGGACCGCUUUGUCCGAUUCUCAUCUUCAAAACCGAGAAAACAACGUACCGUGUGACUCAGGCCUUUGUUAGUAGGUCGUCAAGUGAGGUUCGAGUUUGUUUGAUAAUUUAUCACGUGCGCGGUGAAUGAUGUAGUGCCGUGAAAUCAGUCAGUUUUAAACUGCCCUGCAAGCUAAUCGUUUAAUAGUUACAAGCGAGUCCGAGGAACAGUACAGAUGUGCGUUGCCAGACGUGGCGCGUGUAUCCACCAAAAGAGUUGCGUGAGGCGGCCUAUCCGCGAUUAGUCCGAUGCAGACGGCACGGCUGCAGCCCGCGUGUGUGUAGUUUGUUGACCCAGCUUUUAGAUAACGAGACAAAUAAAGAAGAACGGCUGGAAAAAUGUCUCGCUGUUGAUGACUUUAGCGCUUUCAUCAUUGUCGUCGUCCACAUCCGCUUGUAUUAUCCGUCGCCUCCUACUUCAGCUCAUCCCUGCGGGGCAUGAGCUCUUCUGCGCGUCGUGUGAUUAAACAGGCCGAUUGAGAAGAGCUUUCGAUUAUUUGUGCGUCUGCGACACGCGGAUGUAGAACGAAGUUCGGAACGCGCGCUUUUCUUCACGCGAGUUUCCCCGGUUUUCGUACGCGGAUUAUUGAGAGAUCACGAUCGGCUUUUAUGUCGCAGUACGGUGCCAUGGGUUUUGAAAGCUUACAGGACGUAAAAGACGACAGCAUGCGGCUGUGCUGUUCAAGGAGAGACGAGGCUGGCCCGCUGUCAGGACUGGAAAAUGGAGCUACUAUGGAUCCAGCAGCGGUGAAUAAAAUAGAAAGAUUUGGACUGUACCAGCUACUGAUGUUCGUAUUUAUUAGUGUACCGUUGAUGUUAUCGGCAGGAGUCACGCUUUCUUACGUAUUUACUGCGGGCGAGGUUAAAUACAGAUGUUUAGUGCCGGAAUGCGAGAAUCCGGACAACACGACGCUCGAGCCGCCGUGGGUCAACGCUUCCGCGCCGAAAAUCGACGGUGUCAUUUCCGGUUGCACGCGUUACACGGUGCGGGAUCGUCAUCCGGACAGAUGUACGGAAGCGUCGUUCACCAACGUCACCCGCGACUGCGACUCUUGGAUUUACGAUCCGGAAGAGCGUACGAUACUCAACGAGUGGGACUUUACCUGCGAUGCUAAUCUAUGGAAGCUCACGCUGGUGGGCACGAUACAGAAUGUCGGUCAGUUCGUCGGCCUGAUGUUCGCUGGAUACAUAUCUGACAGGUUUGGGAGACGUACCUUUUUGACGCUGUCGACGUCUCUGUCUGGAGUCAGUGGCUUGAUACAGUCCUUCUCCGUGAAUUAUUGGAUGUUUCUCGCAUUCGAAUUCCUCGAUGCCGUCAUGGCGGCUGGAAUUUACAGCGCGGGAUUUAUUUUAGCGACGGAGACAUUGGGAAUGAAAAACAGAGUCUUCGGAGCCACCAUCGCCGGCUGCAUAUUUGCCACGGGUGAGAUCUUGCUGGGAUUGCUCGCGAGUUGGCUAAGAUCUUGGCGAUCGCUUCUUAGAGUGGUAAACGCGGUGGGAUUGCUAGCUAUUUUCCUGCCGUUGCUCGUUCCAGAAUCAAUUAGGUGGUUACUAGCGAAGGGCAAACACGACGAAGUAGAGAAAAUAUAUCGUAAAAUGGCCCAAAUGAACGGCCUGCCAGUAACGAACGAAGCCAUCAAUGCGUUCAAGGAAAUGAACGUAGACAAGGAUGAAACGAAAAGCGAACCGGUGAUAUCGGACGAGAGGAAACCGAUCGUGCAGGUUCUACAUAGCUCGGUGAUACUCAUUCGGCUGCUGGUCUGCUCGUUCUGCUGGCUCACGAACACGUUCGUUUAUUACGGAAUAUCGUUGAAUUCCGUGGCGUUCGCCGGGGAUAAGUACAUCAAUUUCGUGCUCGUCGCGGUGGUCGAGAUACCGGCGUAUUGCCUCGCCUGGGUGCUGACCGAUCACAUUGGCCGUAAACCAACGCUCUCCGGCGCGUUCCUGCUGAGCGGGGCGUUCUGCCUCGCAAUCCAGUUCGUACCGACAGGAGCUUGGAGUUACGGGCCUUUACUUUUAUUCAUGGCCGGGAAGCUGUGUAUCACUGUGGCGUUCGCAACCGUCUACGUCUACACGGUGGAGAUGUUCCCGACGACGCUCAGGCAUUCCCUGCUUGGAAUUUGCAGCAUGACCGGUCGCAUCGGUUCAAUCUUAUCGCCGCAAACGCCUCUUCUGGCGCAAAUAAUGCCUUCGUUGCCGCUCAUCUUGUUCGGAUCCAUGGCCAUGAUCACGGGCGUCCUGUCUCUGAUUUUCCCGGAAACUUUAGGAACGAAACUUCCGGAUUCCGUGUCGGAGGCGGAGAAGAUCGGCAAGUCAAACGGGACUUCCAAAAUUCCGGAUUUUAACACGCCGCCGCGCCAGAGGAGCAGCGCAGAACGCUAAGAUGCGCUAAGUCCUUCUCUUUCCUCUCACCGCGCCGAGGAGAAACGGCGAUAGCUUUUAAAAGUUUACUGGCAGAGCGACGGCCCCGAGAUGCGCCUGGUGACGCCAGACAGAGAUAAGGGGGUGGCCUUCACGAGACUCUAAAAUACGCGGGGCGCACAAUUGAUGCGGGGGAGAGAAAUAACUGCCGGGAUGGAAGGGGGAGGGGGAUCCGUGGUUGCCGCAACAAUGUGCGCAACGCACGCUCGCAGAUUUUAUCUGUCGGCAAUUUGAAUAAGCACGGCAUAUUCCUCUCCGUAACUGUUUACCCUCCGCCGCCACUGCCGUCGCCACUAUGCCCGUCGUCAUUUGUCUUACUCCCCCGCAUUUAUCCGUCCGCGCGCGCGCUCGGAAGACAAGGAUUAUAAUAUCUUCCGGUAAAGUCCCGGUGUUCCCACGGUAUCUCGAAAUCUUCCGAAAUCUCCCAGGCGUGCAUGCGCGUGCAAUUCGCCAGAUAUUAAGUGGAAAUAUCGGAUCUUUACUGGUCUCCGUCGUAUUUGUAUGAUAUUUGUAUAACUUUAUCAAGCAUUAUUUUUUGUUUCACGAGUCGCAAUACUCGCGUAGCAUUAAUAUAAUUAUUUAAUAUAAUUAUUCUUUAAAUGCAACGGUUUAUUUCAUUAAAUUUAUUUCACAGAAAUCAUAGAAUCAGAGUUCCUCAAAUGAGAGUUAGAACUGAUAUGCGUCACAUAUCAAAAUAUGUUUCAUGUACCAAAAAUUAAAAAAUUUUACAAAUUGUUUUAUUACUACGUUUAAAUAUCUGUGUAAAAGUUGUGUAAAAAGUUAACAAUAAUUUAAGUCAUGAUGUAAAGGAAAGUCACCAAUAUUGACAUAAGUUUCCUAAAAUUCCUUUAUAUCUAAUUUUUAUAUAUAAUCCCGUAUGCUACGUCUUGAGGAACAGCAUAAUGUAUUUGUACAUCAACAAAAUAUGUAUUUUACAUUGAAGUGAAAGGUUUCUAAAGGAAUUCUCAUAUACAUUAACUUAUAAAUAUUUUGUGCAAGUAAAUCGUGCUAGAGAAAAAGAAAAAGUACUUUAUUAUGUCAGUUUGGAGGCACAAUUUCUCAGACUUUUAUUUUUGUUUAUCUUGAGCGAAAAUAUUAAUUAUUACAAAAUAUAAAAUAAUAGUAUGAAAACUGCUUUUAUUUUUAGCUUUUGUUUUAAGAAAUAUUUUCCAAAACAAAGUGAUAUGCUAGUACUGAUGACUUUUUUUAUAACACAAUUAGAAACAGCGGUCAUAGUAACAUCUUAGUGCUCAAAUAAUAUUUCUUAUAGGAUUUUAUGUAAUGUAUAUACAUUUUCAAGAAAGAGAGAGAGAGAGAGAAAGUUCUUCAAACACCUUAUUUUUGGUCUUAAAAAUUUAUGAGCUACAUUACAGACAUUUUUAAAUUAGAUUAAAAUAUCACACACUGAGAAAAAUAUAUUGAUUAUAUCAACAAGACAUAAAUGAUUGUCAUCCUUAAAUGUAUUUUGGUGAAAUUAAGUAGAGUUCUGGUUAUUAUUUAAUUUUAUCACCUUUGCGCUCAGUAAGACUCGGAUCUACGCUCUCAGAAAAAAUGGAUUAAGGCAUCUGACUAGAUUAGAUUUUUUCUGAGAGACUUUAAUCUAAUAAUAUUAAAAUUUCUAUAAGAUUCCUGAUUUGUCUGAUUUUUCAACAUACUUAAAUCUAUCAGAUUUCCAAUUAAUGUAAUGUUCCAUCAAUUUCGACAAUAGGAAGGGGACUAUUAGUCAGUUUCGACUGCCACAUUGAAACUGUUGCUAGUUACCUAACAACACACACACACACACACACACAAUUGUAAACCUAUAAAAUAUGUUUAGUAAUGGUAUCGUUGAAAUAUUUGAUUGUUAUAAACAAAUUUAAUAAUAUUAACAAAAUUAUAAUAAUAUUAAUAAAAUUGGUAAUAAUUAUAAACAUGUACAAAUUAAGAUUGACAAUGCAUCAGGUCUGUUACUUAGAUACCAAACUUUUUUUUAAAGAGAAGAUAGAGACCGUUAUUUGAUCAAGAGUGCUUGCAGUAUUUUAAAGAAAAUAAAUAUACUGGGUUACUCGUAUCAAAUCGUAUUUGCAGAAUGUUAAUAAUGAUCAAUGUCCUACGUUCCUUGAAGAACUUUACGUAGAAUAAAUACGGUAAAGAUGUUUGAAGAAAGAGAAAAAGAAACACAAAUAUCCAUUCCACGUCAGGAUUUGCUUUGCGUAGCGAUGCGCGAACGAUUUGCUCGCACGUGGGCACCUGUCAGCGCAAAACAUUUACGAAAACAUCGAAUAUCUACCGCGUAUGCGUAUAAUAUAGCGUAGUUUGACCGUUCAGUAUAUGACACGAGUUUUUUUUACUCUGAGCUCUUAAUAUUUUGUAAUUCACUAGCGUGACGUAAAUUAUGUAUAUUCAAUGUGUUGAUUCGCUGCGGCACUUUAGGUUUAAUUGUUCUGACGAGGUAUGCAUACGUGCAUGUUACGCGUAUUUUAUAUUUCGUUCUUACUGCGAUCUCUUUUAUACGUACGGAAACAGUGGCGUAUCUAAUGAGAAUGUAAAGUAUUGCAAACUAGAGCAGGAGUUUCUUUAUAAUUAAAACUUUUGUUUCUUUUUUACCGAGAAAAAGAGAAUUAAUAAUAAUUUAUUCUCGUUCUCUGGAUACGCUAUGAUAUCGCGAAGUAUUAAAUAUCAAUAAGUAUUACGAAUAUUUAAAAAAACGUUGGCAUCGCGUAAUGUAAGCAUAAGAAAUAAUGUAUUAUAUAAAACUAGAACUGUUAGAAAGAAUGAAUUAUGUAUAAAUGUCAAAGAUGCAAAUAGAUUAUUCUUUAUACAGA
This is a messenger RNA of Monomorium pharaonis (pharaoh ant), 5489 nucleotides long. Its product is annotated as solute carrier family 22 member 21. Gene Ontology annotation, biological process: transmembrane transport. NCBI's taxonomy places the organism in Eukaryota, Metazoa, Arthropoda, Insecta, Hymenoptera, Formicidae. The record is from RefSeq and is a predicted model, not a curated record. Gene Ontology annotation, molecular function: transmembrane transporter activity. The transcript has 11 exons. Bases 874 to 2646 code for a protein of 590 amino acids. Gene Ontology annotation, cellular component: membrane.